CGAAAAGGAAAAAAAAAAACCCUGGUGGUAAAUUAUAUAAUAGAUUUGGAAAUUCGCGAUCAAAGCGUUCAAGGCCCUCCGUUGAAGAAAACGGGAAACUCAUGGAUUAUUCAUCAUCGCAAACAGACGAAGUUGAUGAUUCCAUAUCGUUAGCUUUAAAAACAGCCUUAAGUCGUGAUAGCUCUGACUGGACUACCGUUUGUGAUAAAUGGAAAAAAACGUAUUCACUUCGUCAACAAGAGCUUUCCACUACAUCUAAUCACUCUUCUUUUUUAAAAUCUUGGCCAAAAUAUGGAGAUGCUAGAGCAACACAACUGAUUGAAAUUGAUUUUGAAAUAAUGUACCCUGGAAAACAACACCUGUUACUGAGCAAGUGGGAACAUUUCAAAAUAAUUAUUAAAAGAUAUUACGAAGCUAACAUCCACAACCCAAAUUGCAAGAAGCAGUUGCGUUUACUUAAUUCUAAUUUAAGCUCUGGCAACAUACUAAAAGAUUCUGAAGACUUUAUUCUGGCCAUUUUGCUCAACUCGGUCUUACCAGCAUCUUCAAGAUUCAAAGAUAGAAACGGAAGCAACAAAAGGAAAGUCUCAAUUGCGGAUGCGCAGGAGAGUUUUGCACUGAGGAUUCCAUCAAUUCAGUCAUAUCAGGAAAAUAUAAGCGAAUUGGUAAACAAAUAUUAUAACAUAGGUUUAACUAUUCAGCCAUUUAUUUUGUGCGUUGGUCAAGAUGACUACAAUAUUCAUGAAUAUUAUGUUUAUUUAGACAAAACAUUGUUUAAGUUUGAUAGCUUUAUAGAAGCACUUGACCUGUGCUUUAAAACAUUCCAAGUUCUGUCUUUAAAAUAUCCUUUAGCUUGUCAGUCGUGUUGGUUGUUUAUCCAAAAAUAUUUUUUCAAUAUUGAAAGCAAAUUUGAUUUUAAGUCAAGCAAUAUAACAUCUUUGUUAAACUUUUUCAAAAAUCAGUCAUAAUUGAUUCAAAACCUGUGUUUCAAAAAUAAGCAAGUUAUUUUUUUAAUAUCCCGUAGAUUUUAGUUUUAAGAUUUAAUUGUUAAUAUUUGUCGCUAAGCUUAUAAUUGAUCUUUCAAAAAGUUUUAAUUUCUUUAGCUAUACCGACUUAUUAGCUGUUCAAAGAAAAAUAUUUAGUUUUUAACAUCAUAAAUAAACUGUAUAAAACAAUAGAAAUUGUAAGUACACCCUUCAAAUGUCUAGAUACCCCCAUACGUCAAAUUUGAAUAAAAUAGUUGUAUGAUCUAAAGAUGUUAUAAAGGGAUUAGCUAUUAUUUAUUCUUUGUAUAAUCACUACACUCUGUUUUACUAUUAUUUUCUUACCUUGCUUUCCUCAAACUUUUCGAAUUAUUUGCUUUCUCUUUCGUAGUUAUUUCAAAACUUUCAUGGUUAUAUUCCUUAAAGUUUGAUAAAAUUAUAUGUUUAUUUAAAAUGUUAUAAGUGAACAAUUUCUUCACUAAAAAAUUGCAAACAUAAAGUUUAAUUCCUUAUUCUUUUAAAACAGAAUUUUUUCAAAACAUUACUGAUUUUGAACACAUUCCAAAUACUUUCCUUUUCACUUUUAUCAGAACUGUGCUUAAUUUGAAAGGAUUAUAUUCUUUUCUA
Eupeodes corollae is the source of this 1610-nucleotide messenger RNA. RefSeq lists its product as uncharacterized. The coding region runs from base 102 to 968 and encodes 288 amino acids. The transcript is spliced from 3 exons. The record is from RefSeq and is a predicted model, not a curated record. Lineage: Eukaryota; Metazoa; Arthropoda; Insecta; Diptera; Syrphidae.